This is a messenger RNA of Entamoeba invadens IP1, 624 nucleotides long. Its product is annotated as HD domain containing protein, putative. Lineage: Eukaryota; Evosea; Mastigamoebida; Endamoebidae. The transcript has 2 exons. The coding region runs from base 1 to 624 and encodes 207 amino acids. Gene Ontology annotation, molecular function: guanosine-3',5'-bis(diphosphate) 3'-diphosphatase activity. The record is from RefSeq and is a predicted model, not a curated record.
AUGAACCAAUUACAACUCGGACAAUACAUCGACGCUUUACUUUUCGCAACAGUGAAACAUCAAGACCAGCGUCGAAAAGAUGGUGUGACGUAUUUGGUACACCCAAUUGGCGUUAGUAAAAUCUUGAUCGAGUGUGGAAUAACAGACAUAAAAGCUCUUCAAGCAGCGCUUCUUCAUGAUACUGUGGAGGACACACACACUACUUUCGAAGAAAUAGAAACAACUUUUGGAAAGGAAGUUUCUGAUAUAGUUCGAGAAGUGACUGAUGAUAAGUCUCUCCCAAAAAUCACACGUAAAAAACUCCAAGUAGAACAUGCGAAAACGUGUUCACUUGGUGCAAAGUAUGUCAAGUAUGCUGACAAGAUACACAACCUUAACAACCUCAUCACAGACAUUCCUUGUGCUUUUAAACCAUAUUGUAUAGCUCAGGGAUACUUUGUCUGGUCGUGUAAAGUAGUUGAGUCCUUCAAAGGUAUUAACCCCAUGUUAGAUCAGAAAUUUAAUGAUGUUCUUCAAGGGAAAAUAACUGAUGACGAUGGUGUUCAACGUCCUGCUUUGCCAGAGGGAGAUCUUGAUAUUUUACUUGAGAAGUAUUAUCAAGAUCUAGCCACUUACUCCAAAUGA